Messenger RNA from Urocitellus parryii (Arctic ground squirrel), 781 nucleotides. It is a transcript of the gene Rhoh, whose product is annotated as ras homolog family member H. Gene Ontology annotation, molecular function: GTPase activity; GTP binding. Gene Ontology annotation, biological process: small GTPase-mediated signal transduction. The record is from RefSeq and is a predicted model, not a curated record. Lineage: Eukaryota; Metazoa; Chordata; Mammalia; Rodentia; Sciuridae.
ACGAGGCUUGGAAGUUUUCCACGUACAUGGUGUCUCUCCCCUGGAUGGACGGGGAGAAAUAACAUCUGCAGAUUGCUGCCAGACACCCUGAGAACACAAGCCCACCUGGUCUUUGGUCCCUUUGCUGAAUGGCAUUCGCUGCGGCAACCCACUGAGGGCUCCUUUCCUGGGGAUUCAGGGUUUGAGCACGGGACUCCAGUCUGGGAAGAUGCUGAGUUCCAUCAAGUGCGUGUUGGUGGGCGACAGCGCUGUGGGGAAAACCUCCCUGUUGGUGCGUUUCACCUCCGAGACCUUCCCUGAGGCCUAUAAGCCCACGGUGUACGAGAACACGGGUGUGGACGUCUUCAUGGAUGGCAUCCAGAUCAGCCUGGGCCUCUGGGACACUGCUGGCAAUGAUGCCUUCAGAAGCAUCCGCCCCCUGUCCUACCAGCAGGCUGACGUGGUGCUGAUGUGCUAUUCCGUGGCCAACCAUAACUCGUUCUUGAACUUGAAGAACAAGUGGAUUGGUGAAAUCAGGAGCAACCUGCCCUGUACCCCGGUGCUGGUGGUGGCCACCCAGACCGACCAGCGGGAAGUGGGGCCCCACAGGGCCUCCUGCAUCAAUGCCAUAGAAGGGAAGAAACUGGCCCAGGAUGUGCGAGCCAAGGGCUACCUGGAGUGCUCAGCCCUCAGCAACCGGGGAGUGCAGCAGGUGUUUGAGUGUGCUGUCCGGACUGCCGUCAACCAGGCCAGGCGACGAAACAGAAGGAGGCUCUUCUCCAUCGAGUGCAAGAUCUUCUAA